Nicrophorus vespilloides is the source of this 1712-nucleotide messenger RNA. Its product is annotated as transcription elongation factor B polypeptide 2. The record is from RefSeq and is a predicted model, not a curated record. The coding region runs from base 102 to 458 and encodes 118 amino acids. Lineage: Eukaryota; Metazoa; Arthropoda; Insecta; Coleoptera; Silphidae. Gene Ontology annotation, molecular function: protein binding. Gene Ontology annotation, cellular component: elongin complex; VCB complex. The transcript is spliced from 4 exons. Gene Ontology annotation, biological process: transcription elongation by RNA polymerase II.
GUACCGUCAAUAUAAACCUGUUUAGAAUGCUAAAGUUUAAACAUUGAAGGUGGAUUUAUAAAUUUUAUUUUAUUUAAUCGAGUGCGAAACGAAGGGCGAUCAUGGACGUGUUUUUAAUGAUAAGGAGGAAAAAGUUAACAAUAUUCACUGAUGCCAAGGACACAACAACAGUCUUUGAACUGAAGAAGAUCAUCGAAGGCAUCCUGAAGGUGGCUCCGCACAAUCAGGUGCUCUUCAACAAGGAUAACACUAUCAUGGCUGAUGAUAAGAUGCUGCAGGAUUACGGACUGACCUCUACCACCGCUAAAGCCCAGAGCCCAGCCACAGUUGGACUAGCUGUCAGGGAUGAGAAUGGCGUGUUCGAGGCCUUAGAACUGACCCCGUACUCUGCUCCGCCCGAUUUGCCGGACGUCAUGAAAUCUCAGGACAGCGUCAACGGACAGGAGCAGUCCUCCUGAAUCAACAACCCAUUGACGUUACAUUGUACAUCGAUCGAUUUAUCUCAGCAGAGGUUUCAACAGCAACAGCAGCAAACAACAACAACAACAAUAUCAUUAAACAAACAAACAAACAAAAAAAAUUAAUACUAUAAUAAUAAUACUAUAAUAUAUACAUUAUAUAACGAUAAUUGCCGUAGAUAAUUGAGAGAAUAUUUUAAUUUCAACAUCAAAAUGUUAGAAGCGAGGAGAGAGAGGGACCGCGAGGAAGCGAAAUUCGACACCCUCUUCCGAUUGCUCAUCGUGAUUGUGGUCACUCUCUUCAUACAGUUCCACGGCAGAGAUGUUAUCGUCGCUCUGCCCAUCGUUAUUUUCUCAAUUACAUUAGUCCACUUCUUUUUCAUUUAGCGAAAAAGCACGAACCGAACCUCUCUCAUAUAUACAUAUAUAUUCUCUUUAUUCAAUUUUUUUUUUUAAAUUUACUCUCCUCAUUUCGUUCUCUAUUUAUUUUUUCUUUUCUAUGUGGGAAAAAGUUAAAAGAAAGAUGAUGAAAAUGGGAAGAAGAAAAGUUUACGAUUGUGAUAGUUUUUAAUUUAAUUCUUUAAUGAUUAGUUUUCGCCUUUAAAAACCAAAAACAACAACAACAACCCACCCUCUUUUACUAUUAUAAUUUUUUUUUUAUUAAUUAUCUCUGAUUUGUAAUAUUGAUAUUAUUAUAACCUUUUUUUCUUUUAAUGUUCUCUCAUCGUUGACUUUGGAAUGGGUUUCUAAUUUACAGCUGCUUCUUAAAAACUAUCCUUUCCUCGUGGCGAUGAAUGUUGAAUCUUGCGAAGAAAAAAAUUAAUAAUUAAUAACGGAAUAUAAAUAAACAAGGCAUUUCCUUUGGUCUCUCUUUUUCGUUUUCAAAUCCGGUGUAGCCGUGCUUCGUUUCCACGGAUGAGUAAAAACAAACAAAAGAAUAAAUAUAUAUAUAAAUAUGUUAAUAUAUUUACUUAUUGAUGUGUGUGUGUGAGUGGAGUACGAUGAUGAUUAGUUACUACUUUAACUUUAUAUAUAUAUAAAUAUAAAUAAAUAUAAUUAAAUUAUUGUUCAGGAAACCAAAUAUGUAAUGGACUUAUUUUUUAGAAGCAAUAGAAUUGAGCUUAAGUAUUGAAUUAACAACAUCUCUUGCACUUGACGUUGGCAUGGUGAUGAUGAUGAGUGCAGGCAGUCUAACAGUUCGUUAUUCUUUGCUGACUAAUAAUAGUAGGAAGGAAAAACUACACUUGUGUUAUU